UAGCUUUGGCGCCUCUGCCCGCCCUGAGAUUUCCUCCAGCACGGUCCCCACCAGACGGCUGGCUGGGGCGGGAGGCAGGAGCUAGGGGCUGGCUUGUCCAGGGACCGUCUCCUCGCCCUGGUCCAGGCACUCCGAGCUUCCCGGGCUGGUGCCACGUGCUUGCUGCUGAAUCGCAGGCGUCUGGCGGGGUCGGGCAUAAAGGGCCUCUCACCCUGGCCUCCAGGGGCUGCCUGGGCCCGGUCACGUGGGCAGGAGUCCAGCCAGCAGGACAGCGGGGUCUCUGAGGGGUGGGCGACCAGCCCGGUCACAGGGCACGGUCCUGGGGCACAGUGGAGUGUCCCAUCAGUGUCCGCGGAGAGCGGCGGGCAGGGGCUGGCCACGGAGGAUGGGCAGCGGGAAGGGUGGUUCUUCCGGGCGUCCCUCUGCCUGGACGGUGACAAGUGAUGUCAGAGGACCCGCCAGGCGGAGCGGGGAGGACAGAGGUGGGACAGCAGAUGUGUGUUUGGGGAGGGAGUUCAACCUCAUUAGCACUCAAGGAAAUGCAGGUGCGUUUUAACCGGUGGUGGGAGGAGUGAGGGUGGGUCCCCCUGUGCCAGCGGUGAAACAGAGGCCCCAGUCCAGCUGCCUCAGAGCAUAGGUAGGAACUCAGCAGUUCCCUCGCCAAAGUCUAACCGAUGCACAAGGACAGAAGUGAGGCCCAAGGUCUGGGUGUGAGGAGGCGGGAGCAAGAGAUUGGAAAGAGCCCCAAAGGCCGGCCGUGGUGAAACGGUGAAAGACGUUACAGCAAACCCACCAGACGAGAGCCGGAUUCCGGGCGUCCUGGGGAGCCGCUCCUUAGAACCUGCAAGGGAAGCCAGGAGGGCACGUGCUGGACAGGCUUCUCCGCUGCGCUUCUGUGCCCGUUUGCAGCGGCCCGCGGUGAAACGGCUGCAGUGUGUUUUAAAUGCCGGGAGGGACACGCGGCAGACGCAGGGCCUGGAGCACCUGGGGAGAGCACUGGGGGCCAGGUCACUCCACCCCGUCCUGUGAGUGUCCACCGCAGCUCCUGUCCGCAAAACGGGCUUAUUUACAUAACAAUGGAUUGAAAGGGUCAGUGGAAAUAAUCCAUGAACAAUCUCUAGUAGGAAGAGAAGAGUUUUAUUUGAGCCAAACUGGGGACUAGAGCCCAGGAGACAGCUCUCAGAUGACGGGACCUGCUCUGGAGACGCAGGGUUUCCAGCACAGUUUUGUAUCUUGUCAGAACACGAACAUUAAAGAAGUCAGGGAUACAUUCCCACAAGAUGUUGAUAAAACCAGACCAGCAGGACACAGGGAGUCAGCCCGGCCCGGCCCCCGGGAGGGGGUCGUCACAGAAGGAGGGCCCGCGCAGGCGUCCCAGGGCGGGAGGGGCUUCCGCUCGGACGUUCUCUGCUUCUGGUCAGUGCGCCCUUUUCUUUAAUAAUUAAAGCAGAUGGACAAGGUAUGUUUAGGCCACACACAGGCUGUUCUAGCAUCAAAUUCAAGUUGUCCCCUGUGUAAGCCAGAGUGACGCCCCCAGACCUCUGCGGGUGAAUCUUCCUUCAUUAAAAGUAACCAGCAGACAGGCCGCAGGUCACUUUAAAACUCCUGGAGUAAACCUCUCAACAGGCAUGUGACGUGUACUGCAGCGCCCCCCUGAGACUGAGCUGGAAAACAUGCCAGCCGCCGGCCCUGUGGACAGAAUGCAGACCGCGUCUUUGCCGCUCAUGGAGGUCAUAUUUCCAAGUGUUGUUUGUGUGCUGGAGAAGAGAGUUGACUCUCUGUUCGCCUCUGUGAUGGGGUGAAUCGUGCUCCCCCCAAAAAGACACGCUGAAGCCCAAACCCCCAGGCCCUCAGAAGGUGACUGCACUUGGAGGUGGGGCCUUUACAGAGGCCACCAAGUUAAAAUGGGGUCAUUUGGGUGGCCCUGACCCCCUAUGACUGUGUCCUUAUAGAAAGGGGACGUUUGGGGGAGGGUACAGCUCAGCAGUGGAGCAUGUACUUAGCAUGCACAAGGUCCCAGUUCAAUCCCCAGCACCUCCACCAAGGAACAGACAAGCAAAGAAACCAGCCUAGCCCCCACCCCCAACCCCGGCUCAACAACAGCACCCGCUGGAAACCGUUCAGCCCCCGGUGUGUCCUGUCUGGGGCGGCCAUGAGCCCUCUUGCCUUCCUGAGCGCCGCCAAGUCUCUUCCAGGCGGUUCCAGGGACACCCGCCCUCAGGCUUGUCUCUGUCCCACAGGAAACGGCACGUCAGCAACCAGCCCUGCCCUGUGGACUGGCGCGCCCCCGCCAAACUGCACCAUGUCCUUCGAGGAGAGCAGGGUGUUCCUGGUGGCGGUGUACAGCGCCGUGUGCACGCUGGGUCUCCCGGCCAACUGCCUGACGGCGUGGCUGACGCUGCUGCAGGCGCUGCAGGGCAACGUGCUGGCCGUCUACCUCUUCUGCCUGGCACUCUGCGAGCUGCUCUACAUCGGCACCCUGCCGCUCUGGGUCAUCUACGUCCAGAGGCAGCACCGCUGGACCCUGGGCCCCUGGGCCUGCAAGGUGACCGCCUACAUCUUCUUCUGCAACCUCUACGUCAGCAUCCUCUUCCUGUGCUGUGUCUCCUGCGACCGCUUCGUAGCAGUGGUGUACGCGCUGGAGAGCCGGGGCCGCCGCCACCAGAAGACCGCCGUGCUGGUCUCAGCCUCCAUCUUCAUCCUUGUCGGGCUCGUCCAUUACCCGGUGUUUCAAAUGGAGGACAAUGACACCUGCUUCGAGACGCUGCCAAUGAACCGCAGGGUGGCAGUGUACUACUACGCGAGGUUCACGGCAGGCUUUGCCGCCCCCAUGUCCAUCAUCACCUUCACCAACCAGCGUAUCUUCCGGAGCACCAAGCUGAGCACUGGCCUGAGCGCCACCCAGAAGGCCAAGGUGAAGCAGCUGGCCAUCGCGGUCGUGGCCAUCUUCCUGUUCUGCUUCGCUCCCUAUCACCUGGUGCUCCUGGCCAAAGCCGUCGCCUUCUCCUACUACAGGGGAGAUGCCGACUCUGUGUGUGCCUUCGAAGCCAGACUGUACACCACCUCCAUGGUGUUCCUGGGCCUGGCCACGGUCAACAGCGUGGCCGACCCCAUCAUCUACAUGCUGGCCACGGGACUUUCGCGCCAAGAAUUGUGCAGAAUCCAUAAGGAGUGGAAAAAGUUGUCCACAAAGGCGGACGUCACCAAGCUCACGUGUUCCAAGGACUCGGAGGAGGUGCAGCUGCCCACGCCACUCACAGAUGGCUGCACACUCCCCGGGCCUGUCCACGUGCCCGGGCCACGGCUGGGUGCCCUGGAGAGGCUGACCGAGGACACGUGCUGAGCUCAGCCUGCCGCAGGGCAGGACACCGGCACCAUGACUUCUCUGCCACUGAGCCCGCCAGCCAGUGUCCACGGCGCCAGCUGUGGAGCCCCGUCCAGAUGACACACCACCAAUUUCUCAUGCUUGGAGCCUGCCCCUUGGGGGUCCCGGUCUCCCAGGCGUCCCCACUGGGUACAGAAACCCCAUGAGAAGGUGGCGGCACACCAGAGUGAGGGCGCCUUCCAGGCUGCGGGAGAGCGCGCGGCAGGCAGGAGGGCGUGCUCUGGCCGGCUCUCGGCUAUUAGCAAACAGCAGGGCCGCUGGCAGUGGCCGUGUGCCUGUCUGGGGCUGCUGGCAGCUGGCCCAGCCGUGCACGGGGAGGUGCCUGUCAGCCCCCAAGUGAUCACUUUAUUGUCUGUGCUUUUCUGCAGGCGUCGCCUGAAUGGCUUGGAAGGGAGAUGGCGGGGCCUCUGUGCUUCUGCCUCAGAACCUUCGUGCAGGCAGGCCUGGUCACCAGGGGCCAGGAGCCCAGCCCCGAGGGCCCUCGGCUGCGGCUGAUGCUGCACUGGGCUGCAGACGCUCAGGGGAGCUGCGGGGCGGGUGCAGCCCACGCGUCCUGCAGGGAGCCCAGGUACCCUGUCAGGGACACCGUCAGCCAGGUGUCCGCUGUGCACCCCAGGAAGGGUGAUGUGUUGCCACCGGGCUUGGAGAAUGGCUGCGAUUUCUUCUCAUCAAGGCUUCCCGGCUUGGUUGUCCGGGGAGAAGCUGGUUGCGGGUUCGGGCCAGUCCAGCCCCUCACCAAGGCACCGAUGGAGCACGGACGGAGCACAGAACUGGGUGCUCGGGGAGACAGUGGGCUCCCGGGAACCUGCACAGCUGAGUGAGAUCCGGGUCCUGCCCCAACCAGCCCCAUCGGGCCAGGUCACACGGCCGCCUCGGUUUCCCCAUCUGUGACAGGGCCAGCGACCCUGCCCUUAGUGGUGGGGUCGGGUCAGGUGGGGGCUGACCCACUAGCUCUGCCUCAGGCACGCCCCCCGUGCCCGCAGCACAGCGGCCCGGAACCGCCUGGAUGGACCGGGGCUCUCGGCUCCCUGGGCAGCCGCAGAGUGGCCUUCUUCACGGGAGAGACUGAGAAGAUACGCGGUUUAGAAAACACGUUUAGAAAUAAAAAUAUGAAACAAC
Molecule: messenger RNA, 4504 nt
Organism: Camelus dromedarius (Arabian camel)
Lineage: Eukaryota; Metazoa; Chordata; Mammalia; Artiodactyla; Camelidae
Gene: GPR132
Product: G protein-coupled receptor 132
Exons: 3
Coding region: 1994-3343 (449 amino acids)
Biological process (GO): negative regulation of G2/M transition of mitotic cell cycle; G1/S transition of mitotic cell cycle; G protein-coupled receptor signaling pathway
Cellular component (GO): membrane
Molecular function (GO): G protein-coupled receptor activity
Source: RefSeq, a predicted model, not a curated record